Neohortaea acidophila is the source of this 3134-nucleotide messenger RNA. Its product is annotated as armadillo-type protein. The transcript has 2 exons. The coding region runs from base 150 to 3134 and encodes 994 amino acids. NCBI's taxonomy places the organism in Eukaryota, Fungi, Ascomycota, Dothideomycetes, Mycosphaerellales, Teratosphaeriaceae. The record is from RefSeq and is a predicted model, not a curated record. Gene Ontology annotation, biological process: proteasome-mediated ubiquitin-dependent protein catabolic process. Gene Ontology annotation, cellular component: GID complex.
GUUCGCUCUUCCCCGGGUCAUCGUUGCCCUUCACCACCACGCCCCUCCUCCAUAUGGACUGGACGAUGCUGACGCAUGCAAGUUUGACCGCCUUGACAGAUCGUUCAGCCUUCUCCACGCCCCGUCUAGCCCUCAUCGAUUCAUGAAACAUGGUUCAAGGCCCGUCGCCCGAGCUCCUCGAAUCCAUCCGCCAUCCUACCAGCCUCGAUGCACAUAUUGCUAGUCUGAAGCAGCUGAAGAACGGGCUCAUCGGCCAUGACCAAAGGAAAGAGCUCGCCAUCAAGAGGGGUGUGGCCGAUAUUCUCGUGCCCAUUCUGACUGCCCCAACAAAAGCCGCUGGCAAGAAGAGGAGUACAAAUGGUUCAUUAUCGGGCGGUCCGCUACAGACUGCUCCACCCGCUUGGACUGCCGAGUAUGAGGUCCGACUGCAGGCUACAGUGAUUCUGGGAAUUCUGGCAAAUGGCGGUUCACCAUUCGUGCAACCUCUUCUUGCUGCGGGCGCUGGAAAUGCUCUGGCACAGAUCGUGGCAGAGGAUGAACCCCCUCGCCUCGUGACGGCCACGUUGAAGGCGUUGCAACAUCUCGCCCGCUCUGCUGCGCUCAUAAACCGGCUUCCCUUCGAACCAACAGCGCUCGAGGAAGACCUAUUGCCGUCUCUGCUCAAGAGCGCAUUGCUCAACACUGCGUGCAAGGAGCAGCAGAAACUGGCGGCGGACAUCAUAGUUCACCUGGCGGAUCAAGACGAAGUCAAAGACACGCUUGCCAAGCAUCUCCUCGAGACUCUAGCGCGUCUGCUUGCAGCCAGUGCGAUCGCUAAUCGGCAUGUCGAUUACCACCGCCCGCUCUCGUCACACCUCUCCCCGGCCCCGCCAAACACCACCAUCCCUUAUAUUUUAGCCGCUAUCAUCGGCAUCACCACCGGGUCCAUCUUCCGCAUGCAGUCGUUCAUCCACUCCAGCCCCAUACGAGACCUUUUUCAAACAGCAUGGGCCGAGUCCAAUCCAGCCAACUCAUCGCUACCGCAGCUGCAUGUGCCCGUCUACAAAACCGUCUCCUUCUCUCCCGCCUUCCCCGUCUUGGGCAGCUUGCCGCAAGAGCACGAGCGAGACUCAUCCUACGACGGUGCCCAAGCCGGCAGGGAUGCGAGCUAUGCGAAUGCGGUGAUUGGCUGGCUCAUUGUGCUUGCCAGAUCGCUCUCCGGUCGAAAUCGGAUCGCCGCCCUACUCUUAUUGGCGCAGAGUCGACCCGAGUCUACUCAUCGGCAUCGAGAACGGGAGAGGCAGCUAGCCACGUUGGCCAUUCCCCUUGCUGUUCAGCUAAUCCAAGGCACGACACCCGAGGAGCGAACCAUGGCGGCGUCGUUACCGACAUCAGACACCGAGAGCAGGGAGGUGCAGGGCGAUGCGUGCGACGCCCUCGCUAUAUUAAUCGAAGACAGUAAGAUCCUGCAAAAUGCGGCUGUAGAGGCGGGUGCGAUCAAACGCAUCUGUCCGAUUUUGAAGCAGAGCUUUGAUACCAUCACACCCGCGAGACCGAUGUGGGUCGCACACCCCCCCGGACCGGACGAAGCAGAUCUACCGGAAUCGUGCAAGCUGGGGAUCAGAGGCUUGCCUGCGGAAAUUUACCACACCAUGCGAAUGCGAGCAAGCGCUCUCCAGGCCUUGGCGGCUCUGGCGAGUCGGGAAGACAUCCAUAAGAAGGUGAUUGUGGAGGCGGGCGUGGUCAGCUGCAUCAUUGAUUCCCUGAAGCCAUUCACGCCCGAGGUCACCGCGGCCAUUGAGGGCAGGAGUAAGCCUCUGCAACAGUUCUCCACCAAGGACGGAAACGGGCCCACCGUGAUCCAAGCGGCGUGUCUCGCAGCGAAGUGUAUCAGUAGAAGCGUAAGCUUGCUGCGUACCAGUUUGAUCGACGCCGGCAUCGCCAAGCCCAUCUUCGAACUCCUCCAACACACCAAACCAGAAGUACAACUCGCCGCGACGGACGUGUGCUGUAAUUUGCUGCUCGAUUUCAGCCCCAUGCGCGAUGACCUCCUUGCCGCCGGCGUUAUCAAAACACUCACCGAGCACGCGCGACAAUCGGAGAUGGGGCUGAGAUUGGCGAGCCUGUGGGCUCUGAAACACUUGGUGCAGAACAGUCCUAAAGACGUCAAAAUUCAGUGUCUGGACGAGUUGGGCGUCGGCUGGUUAGUGGGUGCCAUCCAAGGCGAGCAGGGCAGCGCCGUUGCCGAUCCCGCAAGUUUCAGCAUGGGAGGCGUCAGUGUGGCGGGAGGAGGGUUUAGCACACCCAACGCCGCAGGAGAGCAGGUUGACCUGCUGAACCCCAACACAAAUAUGGACAUUGACGAGCAGGCGGACGAAGAUGAAGCGCUGGACGAGGGGGACGAGGAGGAAGAAGAUGAAGACGAGGAUGGAGAAGUCAUGUACGACGAAGCGGCCGGAAUUCACUACCAAGCUUCCCAACUCCGCUCAACCCUGCAUCGCUCACCCGAUGACGCCUUCGUCCCGAGCGUACCCGAAUUCAACUCGGCGCGAUAUCUCGCGUCAGUGCGGGAGAAGGAGUACAACCCCGUGCUGCAAGCGAAACAAGACGACAUCGCCGUACAAGAGCAAGCACUCGAUUUCGUGCGCAACCUCCUGCACGGCGAAGACUGCGCCUUCAUGUUCGAGCACCUCCUCCGCGCCAUCGGGCAAGACAAACUGUUCAGCCUGCUAAACGACAAACUCGCCCCCAUCACCGCCCCCUCGCCCCUCCUCUUCCGCGGCGCCCCCCUCCCCCAACCCACCAAACCCCUCUACCAAUCCACCGAGCUCAUCCUCUCCACCGUCCACGUCCUCACGCACAUCGCCAACGCCUCGCCCACGCACAAGCAACUCCUCAUGGCGCAAAAGCACCUCCUCGCCCACUGGCUCCCGCACUUCAACCACCCGGACAAGCGCGUGCGCGUCAUCUCCGUCUGGGCCGUGAAUUCGCUCACGUGGGUGGAGGACGAGGGCGACCGCACGACGGCGCAGCUGCGCGUCAAGGAGCUGCGGUCGUGCGGGAUUGAGAAUGCGAUUCGCGGGCUCGCCAACGAUCCGGAAUUGGAUGUUCGCGAGCGCGUUAAGACUGCUGUGCGCCAGAUGGAUGGGCUUUAG